Messenger RNA from Caenorhabditis remanei, 1350 nucleotides. RefSeq lists its product as uncharacterized. Gene Ontology annotation, cellular component: endoplasmic reticulum membrane. The record is from RefSeq and is a predicted model, not a curated record. Gene Ontology annotation, biological process: cholesterol biosynthetic process; brassinosteroid biosynthetic process. Bases 1 to 1350 code for a protein of 449 amino acids. Lineage: Eukaryota; Metazoa; Nematoda; Chromadorea; Rhabditida; Rhabditidae. Gene Ontology annotation, molecular function: 7-dehydrocholesterol reductase activity. The transcript has 7 exons.
AUGAAAGAACUGCAAAGAAUCCGAAGAUCGAGUCUCGGCGGAUCGACGAGCAGUCUGACACGACGGAGUAGCAUCUCGCAGAAGGAUAUUCAGGCGUUGCAGGAGACAUUGCAGAUGGUGUUCGCCCUCCUUCUCUUCGUUCCACCCGCCACUUUUUUCAUCUUUUAUUCAAUUUCUAUGCAUACUGGUCUAUUUGUGCCGACAAUCACGGCGCUGUUCUUCCGGUUCCCAUUCAUUCUGCAAUGCGUACCGCCCGUCUGGGAUACUGUAGCGUGGAAAUUCAGUAUCGUUCAUUCUGGAAUUCAGAUGAUAUUCUAUUGGGUUCUACCGCAUGAUCACGCAUUGGUCAUGAGUUCGGCAGGCGACGAAAAGUGUGAAAUCAACAGUUUCUUCUCGUGUAUUCUGACGUGUCUUCUAUACGUAUUGGGCGCCUCAACCGGCAUUUACAGAGGCGAUUUGAUCUACAUUCAUUUCAAUUCCAUUAUUUUGAUUUUCGCCAUUUUCGCCCUAUCGAUAUGGGCGGCCCUCAUCGUUUCGUAUCAUUUUGGCACAGGGAAUAGUGUGACGACGAUCAGCGAAUUCUGGUUUGGCAUCGAAAAUCAUCCGAAAAUUUUGGAUAUCGACCUGAAAAGUUUCAUUCGGACACGGUUUACCUUUGUGAUAUGGCCAUUGUUCAUUAUUUCAGCAUUGUAUUUCCAUAAAAUCACUUAUGGAACCAUUUCUACCAGCCUAUUAUGCUUGUCCGGUGUCCAACUCCUAUACAUAUUCCAAUUCCACUGGAACGAAGAUCUCUAUUUAAACUCGCUUGACUCGAAACGAUGCGACUGUGGUUUCUAUCGGCUUUGGGCGGAUUUCGUGUUGGGACCCAUCAUCUACACGUCACCGAUUACUGUACUUGCUGCCACGAAUCGAUCAGUCGGAUUGAUUUCAAAUGGAUUGUUUUGUUUAGUGUCGAUGGUUUCGAUGGUGUUCAGUGCCAAGUGUGAUAGACAGAAAUAUGAGUUUAGAAGGACGAAAGGGGCGCUGAAAAUGGGCGGAGUCGAUGCGUUCUUCAUCAGUGCCAAGUAUCGCACGGAUUCGGGGGAGGCUAAUGCUAAUCUCUUGCUUGGAAGCGGUCACUGGGGAGUUUGCAGGCAUCCAAACUAUACUUCUGAAGCUGUCACAUUCUUGGCAUUCUCUGCUUUCCAAGGAUUCCCAUCUGUCCUUGCUCACUUCCCUGCUAUAUUUGUUACAUUAUUUUUAAUAGCUAGAGCUUUCACUGAUGAGAAUCGAUGUCUCAUCAAAUAUGGACAGUAUUGGGCACAAUAUUGCUCUAAAGUUAAAUACCGGUUUCUUCCAGGCGUGUUUUAG